GCCUUUGUGCCUUAUUAUCGACAAAGGAUGCGAGAGAAACCGAUUGUACAAACAAAAAAAACAUCAUCCAAUCCACAAUAAAGAGUUAUAGGCGCGAAGUAAACCAAAAUGGCGAUCAAAUUUAAAUUUUACAUCAUGGCCGCCAACUUGUGAUCUAUGGAAAUAACUAUCAAAUGCUAUGGAAUCAAGAACUUUGACGUUUGUUAACCUAACCUUGUAUAUUUUUUAAAAAACGAGAGGAAUAUGUCUUCAAUAUUAAUAAAUUUACCGGAAUUUUAUAAAUCUUACAAAGUAUGGAUUAGUAAAAAUCCACAGUACACAAGUGAACUAGAAUCUACAGUGAAAUGGGUUACGUUUUUCCUCGCUGGUAGAAUUAACAAUUCUCACGUUUUAACACAACUUGUAUAUUCCCUUUCUAAUCUUCUAACAUUUUUCAAUGAUCGUACGAUCAGUAAAGAAUUGAAUUUAGAAAAUCCUGGGCCAGGAUAUAUUUUGAAAGUUUGGUUAACAGUCCUUGAUUAUUCUGAAGUUUUGCUUGAAUUGUCCUCAAAGAAAUUAUGGAACAAUGCUGGAAGGUGGAUUAUUAUUGUGUGUAUUCAAGUAUUGAAAUGUAUUUUGAGAUUCUUUCUCAUGUACCAUUACAAGGAAAAAGUGUUGGAAAAUCCACCCAUUCCUGCUCUUCAAAGAAAAAACUGUAAGCCAGGUUUUACACUUGGUUUAAGUUCAGAUGAAAGUGAAGAGCAUAUAGGAUCAUUUUCUUUUACACUUAAACACUCUGGAAGAUUAAUAAGAAAAGUAGACUCAUCACCUCCAGUUGCAUUCAGAAAUUGGAAGCCUAUUCAAAGGAUUGAGUGUGAAAACAAUGAAGUCAUGGAUGAUGUUUUGGCUCAAAGGCAGACAGUCGCAGAGUUUCUAUAUGUUAUAAAGCCUCUUGUUCAUCUAGGAUCGUUGUCAUACUUUGGAAGAACUGCAUGGACACCUUGGAGCUUGUCAUUGUUUAUGGACGUUAUAAGUUUACAUCUUCACAGAUCUUGUAUUGCUACAAAUAGCAAGUGUAUGACAAAGCAGCAGCGUUUGCAAAUAUCUAGGCGUACUUUAGCUCUUCUAUAUUACUUGUUUAGGUCCCCAUUUUAUGAUCGGUAUACAAAAAAUAAAAUGGAAGGUUUAUUAAACACAUUGGGUAAUAAUUUGCCAAUAGUAGGGACUGUUUUUAAAGACCUUGUCCUCUAUUUACCAUUUUGGCAAAAUACUUACUUUUACAUGUGGUCAUCAUAAAAUAUUUAUUUAACAAUAUUAAUGUGUUAAAGAUACUCGUCUGUGAUGUAUCAAGUUUUUUAUAAAUCGAAAUUAGCGCAAUAACGGUGCUGGUACAUGGGUA
Agrilus planipennis (emerald ash borer) is the source of this 1378-nucleotide messenger RNA. Its product is annotated as peroxisomal membrane protein PEX16. The transcript has 5 exons. Gene Ontology annotation, biological process: peroxisome organization. The record is from RefSeq and is a predicted model, not a curated record. NCBI's taxonomy places the organism in Eukaryota, Metazoa, Arthropoda, Insecta, Coleoptera, Buprestidae. The coding region runs from base 244 to 1275 and encodes 343 amino acids. Gene Ontology annotation, cellular component: peroxisomal membrane.